Leptomonas pyrrhocoris is the source of this 2400-nucleotide messenger RNA. RefSeq lists its product as hypothetical. Gene Ontology annotation, cellular component: intracellular membrane-bounded organelle. The coding region runs from base 643 to 2400 and encodes 585 amino acids. Gene Ontology annotation, molecular function: alcohol-forming very long-chain fatty acyl-CoA reductase (NADP+) activity. The transcript has a single exon. Gene Ontology annotation, biological process: long-chain fatty-acyl-CoA metabolic process. The record is from RefSeq and is a predicted model, not a curated record. NCBI's taxonomy places the organism in Eukaryota, Euglenozoa, Kinetoplastea, Trypanosomatida, Trypanosomatidae.
AGCACCUAAAGCGCUUGAAGUCCUUCUCUUUCAUUUCCUUGUCUCUGGUGUGUUCUUCUUUUGUUUCUUUUUCUUUCUUCAUUUCUUUAGUUUCGCUAUUGAUUUCAGCCUUCCACGCUGCGAAGUACGAACUCCUCACUGGGGUGUUACUCCGCCGUCUCGUUCAAGUGUACCUUCCCUUUUCAUUUUUUUUCUCGCUCGCUCUCUCCCGCACUUUUCGCACGGGAGCCCUUCUGCAGUCUCGCCGUACAGUCGAGUGUAUACAUAUAUAUAUAUAAAGGAUCUCUCCCUCUCUCCCUCUCUCUUUAAACGUGGGCCGCGCACCCGAACCCUACUCGUGCGUUGUGUGUCACUUGCCGGUUUCUUCCUUCGAUUCUCUGACAAAAAAAAAACCCACAAAAAAAAACAAAAACCCAUAAAUUUAGACUUGAAGGGCAAAUCAGCGCAUCCCCUUCCUUCUCUUCUGAAAAAAAAAUCUUCGCUUUAGUUAGAUUGCCUCCGCAUACGCCAUUUUCCUUUGCUGGUAGUCACUGCCUUUGCAGCCUCAAGUGGAAAUCCGAAGACGAAGCACUAAAGAAGGUGUGCUUGCCGAUACACGUAUUUCUCACUGCACGUAAGAAAACGUUGUCACAGCGCACAGCCAUGUCGCUCGACGUUCGCAGCGGCUUUUCCAACCGCACCCUCUUCGUGACGGGUGGCACGGGCUUCGUCGGCAAGGUGUUGCUCUACAAGUUGCUGAAGGAGACUCCCGAUGUGAAGCGGGUGUAUUUGCUCAUGCGCGGCAAGCGCUCCCGUCGCCUGAAGAAGUACCUCAAUGCGCAGGAGCGGCUGGACAUGGAGGUGCUCGGCUCGCCGUGCUUUGAGCCACUGCGGCAGCAACUCGGAGAUGCGAAAUGGCGCGAGUUGUGCCAGAAGAUGAAGGCGAUGGAGGGCGACAUCACGUUCGACCACAUUGGCCUGUCGGAGCAGAACCGCGCCACUCUGGCGAGCGAGGCGAACUUCAUCGUGCACCUCGCCGCCACCGUGAACUUCAACGAGCGGCUGGACCUGGCGGUGCAGAUGAACACCCUCGGUGGGCUGCGCGUGCUGGCCUUGGCGAAGACGUGCCGCCACCUCGAGGCGAUGGUGCAUGUCUCCACGUGCUACGUCAACUACCGCCGCUACGGCCACGACCAGGUGAACGAGGAGCGGCUGUACCCGCUCGAGUUUGACCCGGAGGAUAUGUGCAAGCGUGUGCUCGCGAUGAGCGAGGGGGAGAUUAAGACAGAGGCGGCGAAGCUGCUCAAGUCACUGAAGUUCCCCAACACGUACACCUUCACCAAGUGCAUUGGCGAGCAGCUCGUGUACAAGUACAAGGAGCACGUGCCAGUGGUGGUGGUCCGGCCGUCGAUCAUCGGCUGCAGCCUGCGGGACCCCUUUCCGGGCUGGGCGGACGCGCUGACGGCGGCGGGCGGGCUGCUGCUCACCGUCUCCCUCGGCGUCGUGCGCGAGGUGCUCGUGAACCGGGACAUGAUCGCGGAUGUGGUGCCGGUGGAUCAGGUCGUCAACGUCGUCCUCAAGGCACUGUUCAAGACGCAGCAGCACUACAAGGCACGCCGCCUGCGCGAGGCCGCAGUGGAAGGGGCACAGCCCAGCGCUCCUGCUGUGGCUGCUGUGGCUGCCAAAGCGUCGACGAAGGCGGUGUUGCCCGUGAGCGCGGAGGCACUGACCGUCACGGCGGACGCGAAGUCAGGCGCUGGUGCCGGCAACGUCGAGACGACGCACGCGACGACCACCACCGCUGAGGCCGAGGGCGACCUCGCAGAAGCCCGCGCCACGGAGGAGUUGACCACGGAGGCGGAUGAGGGUCUGCCCUUCAUCUACCAGGCCAGCACCACGGGCUCAGGGAACACGACAACGUGGGGCCGUGUCGAGGCCGCCUUGGAGGACUUCAUGCGCGGCAAGCGCCAUCCCAAGUCCCUCUCACAGAUGAACCUGACCAUGACCACCAGCGUCCCCUACUACCAGCUCCGCUACUACGCCCUGCGCUACAUGCCCUUCCUGCUGAUUAAGGCAGCCUUCAAGCUGCCUGCGCCGAUCGGCUCGCCGAAGAAGCAGGAGCUGGUGAACAGGCUUGGCCGCGCCGUGCGCCGCGCUGAUCUGCUGACGUGGGAGUUCAUUGACUUCACCCUGCAUGAGUGGGUGUACGCCAACACGAACUCACGUCACCUCGACGACGGACUGAAUGAGUACAGCCGCCAGUGCUACAGCUUCGACCCCUACGCGAUCAACUGGUACGCCUACACGCACCUGUACACCUACGGCAUGUUCAAGUACAUCCUGCGUGAGGUGGGCGACUUCAAGCCGCCGAAGCUGCCUCCGUCCGCCACGGAGGUGUUUGAGCGUGCCUCCUCCUUGUAA